UGUGAUGAUGGCACUUAGAGGGAUGGAUAUUUUAAUAGAAGAAAAACUUUCGGACAUAAGAAAUAUCGAUUAUAUAGAAAAGGCGAUUGUCACGAAAUUUCAUAUCUUGGUUAAUAUUGAAUCAUCAGGAAAUUUUGAAUUAAAUGAUGCUAUAAGAAGUAUUGAAGUAACGUUGGGAUUUGAACAACGAUACGGAAUCUUAAUUGGACAUAAGACAAAGAUGGCUUGCCAGCUGAAUUUAAAAUAUGGUCUCGCAAGAAAAUGGUUUUUGUUAGCGUAUAAAUGGAUGGCUUCAGGUCAAGUCGAUGGCCAUAAUGCUGCAAUUUUACAAAG
This is a messenger RNA of Dentiscutata erythropus, 333 nucleotides long. Lineage: Eukaryota; Fungi; Glomeromycota; Glomeromycetes; Diversisporales; Gigasporaceae. The record is from the annotation of a GenBank genome assembly.